UAUGGAGAUACUCUAUCUAUAUAAUUUAAGUUUAAUAUGUAGUUAUUAAAUCCACGCAGAUCAAAUGAUGGUAACUACUAACCGAAACACGAAAUGUGGACAUGGAGGAGAAUGGAAAGGAUAAGCUGGACAGAAAAAGUAAUGAGGAAGUCCUAAAAAGAGUGAACGAGAAAAGAGCAUUAAUUAAAAUAAUAGAGAAUAGAAGAGGCAAAAUGCUGGGCCACCUUAUACGACAUGACGAUUCUUUUAAGAGCACAAUAGAAGGAAAGAUAGAGGGCAAAAGAGGAAGGGGAAGACCGAGGAUUAACUACAUGGGACAGAUAAAGGAAACACUAGGCGUCAUGUCGUAUAGGGAGAUAAAGGAUAUGGCCUGGGAUAGAGCUGGCUGGAGGAAGAUGCAUGAAUUAGUUGCACCGACAAGAGGAAACUGUUAAAUGAAAAAAACCAACUAACCAGCAAGUCUAUAAAUAACCUCCACACAAUGGCGUUGUAGUAAUGUUUAUAAAAUACCCAAGAUUUAUUUGAAUUGUGUACAUUUAUUUUUCAUAACAAAAAGGGAGAGCCAUUUUGUUUUUUUUUUCUUCUUUAAAACUUCAUUUUAAAACAAACUUCGUACGCGAACGCACGUUCAGAAUGCAGUGUUCUAAAUUUGAAGUGUUAAUGUUUUUUAUUUUAUUCGCGUUCAGUUCGGCCAGUUACCAUGAACAAUACAGAGUGCCUCAAACAUCUACAGACAAAUGGGAGUCUUAUGUAUUUAAUACGAAAGAGUAUAUAAUACAGAAUUUCCCUGUCAAUUGGGAGAACGCUAAAAUACUAUGUCGUGGUCAUCACAACGGAUCCCUGGCUGUUUUGGACACGAAAGAGAAAGCGGACUUCAUAGCGGAGGCAUUAUCGGAAUCACAAUUCUUGCUAGAGUCCGUAUGGGUUGGCGCACGGAGGAACUCGGCGGACGAUCCAGCUGGAUACAGGUGGGGGCCCGGCAUGGAGUUGAGACGGACUGCGGCUGAUGUUCUACUGGGCGAGCAGGAUAGAGAUAUUGGAAGACAUUACCCUAUGUGGUUAAACAGAACCCGUGUACCGGUGCCAGAAGCUGGCGCUGACUGCGUGGCUCUAGAGCGUGUGUACCACGAUAGACCAGUCUAUGUCGACCUGGCCUGCAGUUUGGAGAGGCCCUUUGUCUGUGAAAGAGAGGCUCAAAAUCAAAUUAGAGUUAGCAAGCUGGACGUGGUGAGGUGCAGCGCUGGCUUAUACCACGUGUACAAUGGCAUGAUGAACUGGCACCAGGCCGCUGCUUACUGCCUACUCCACAACAUGAGUUUGGCCGACAUAGCGACAAUGAGGUGUUUAAAGAAGUUGGGUAGAAGCAUGCUUAAGACACGGCCUAGUAUUGAGAACGCGUGGCUCGGGGCCCGGGGUACCCUUGGCCAUUGGUACUGGGUGGACACUGGAGUCAGUAUAUUCCAAGCACCAGCGUUCACGGACGCGCAGUCCGGUCAGUGGCCGCCGAUGAGAGACAGGUCAGAGGUAAAGCAAAGCGGUUGCCUCCAAUUGGACAGACACUCUGCAAAUCCACCUGUGUUCCUAGAAGCUAGAUGCGAAAGGAAAAUGCAGUUUAUAUGCUUUAAAGGUGCACCAGCUCUUAAAACGACACCAGCGCCCCCUAGCGACGACAUUUACAACUACGUGCUGAUCAAGCAGCUUAUGUAUUGGCAACAUGCGUAUGAAAACUGUCAGAGAUUGAACGGAACCCUCGCCAGUGUUGACAACAACGAUGUGUUGAUACAACUCCUGUUACUUAUGGGCGAAAACAAGGACCAACCAAUCGGCCACAUCUGGAUAUCUGGUCGACUGAAUAUGACGAAGGACGCUACAGAAAAUAUCAACUAUGUUUGGUACAACCCUGCCAACGGGAAGAGAAUUUACGAUUCCUUACAGAAUGAAAUCUCUUAUGGGCUCUAUGUGCCGCCAUGGCUGGAUGAGGAGUUUUCAAUGGAUAAUUCAUGCCUCAACUUAGACAGACAAGAUCAUUUGAAUGGGUUGGUGUAUGGACUACCGUGUGACACCCCGCAGUAUUCCAUUUGUAUGAUUGAAAAGACUACGAAAGGUGUGCCGGUGGAAAGUGCUACGGACAGCUUCUGAAUAUUCAGCUUCUACCAUCAUCCUACCCUUAUCCCAAUGGACUUCAAAACCUGACACAUAUUUCUCUUUGUUAUAUUUAAAUAAAACUUAUUCAA
Galleria mellonella (greater wax moth) is the source of this 2234-nucleotide messenger RNA. RefSeq names its product macrophage mannose receptor 1-like. The record is from RefSeq and is a predicted model, not a curated record. Lineage: Eukaryota; Metazoa; Arthropoda; Insecta; Lepidoptera; Pyralidae. The coding region runs from base 634 to 2139 and encodes 501 amino acids. The transcript is spliced from 13 exons.